Molecule: messenger RNA, 5683 nt
Organism: Boleophthalmus pectinirostris (great blue-spotted mudskipper)
Lineage: Eukaryota; Metazoa; Chordata; Actinopteri; Gobiiformes; Gobiidae
Product: nuclear receptor subfamily 2 group F member 6-like
Exons: 5
Coding region: 1692-2906 (404 amino acids)
Biological process (GO): cell differentiation; negative regulation of transcription by RNA polymerase II; anatomical structure development
Molecular function (GO): zinc ion binding; RNA polymerase II cis-regulatory region sequence-specific DNA binding; nuclear receptor activity
Source: RefSeq, a predicted model, not a curated record
GCUUGAAUAGCAGUGUCAAAUCCCUUCGCACUCCGCCACACGUUCACUCUCUCUAAAGGACACAGCGCAGGCAGAGGCAGACCCAGAGCUGCCCGAGGAGAGGACCCCGGCUCCACACGUCCAGCACUCGGAAUUUCACUAGAUUUCUUUCGACUUAUUCAUAACCGAAGACAGGAAAGGGGUCUGCUGACUAGCUAGGCGGGAAUGCAAAAGAAAGUCUAUCAUGGGUUGGUAAUACCGGACCUAGCUGACCAGAAAAGCGCAUAGGACAACACUGCUGAACCGCUGUGGUGGGAGAUUUCACAACUUGUGUUUGAGAUUGUUUUGUUUUGGUUCGCACUGACAUUUGAGCCAAGGACAGCUGGUGAAGACUACAAAACAGCUUUAUUUCCACUGAGGACGAAGGACUUUGAAGAACUUUCUGAAAUUGCAAUUCAUUUGGGGAUUUUAAGGUCAACCAAAACAAGCGUGCAUCUGUGCUAUAGCUGAACGGAGUCUCCAGAUUUCCUGAAUAGACAUUUUGGACAUUUUAUUGCCAGUUCUCGUCACUUUUGCCAUUUAAACAGAACAGAGUCAAUAGUGUGUCUGGAUAGAAUGCUUUAGAUGUGUAGAUAACAGCAAACUGGUUCAACUAGUUUUAAGUCGGAGAAAGAGCGAGAGAGAGAGGAGGGCAGGGCUUUUUAACCUCGUCCGCAGGGAAGUUGAAGGUUUUUUUUUGUAUGUUUUGUGUCUUUUUGGGGAGAAAGCUGUUGAGGAGAUAUUGAGAAGCGCUUGGUGACACUACACAGAAUAGGUGAGGUCUAUUACUUGUAAAGACAGAAAAAAACGAGGGGGGCGAGAAAGUGUUCUAAUUUAUUGUUUCCUGUGCAAAGGAGGCUGCAACCUUUCCUCUCUUUUCUAGCUUGAACUCUGCUCUGCUCAAUGUUAAGUUUUCACGCAGUUCGAUAGCCAAUGAGCAGAGGUCAGGGCUACAAAACACAGGCGUGAAUAGGCUGGGGAGCGAAGAGGGGAUUAUACAAAAGCACUAGAGUGGACCUAGGUCAGAAAAAACACACGGCCAGAGGGGAGAGGUCACUCACAAGGACUGCAAGACAACUAUUUUAUCUUUACCAACAGAAACCUGCUUGGAAAACCAGUAUUUUUUCAUCAGUUGGUAUGAUUUUAUUCUUCUGACAUUUGCAAAAAAAUAAAUAAAAAUCAUUAUAGAAGUAUAACAAAUUUUUACCAACUUGAGAAGAAGAGGUCAAGCAAACACGACUACAAGACUACUUCCAUUUUUUUUUUAAUGGACAGAUAUCUGCUUGGACAACCAGUCUUUUUGAAUUGAUAAGUACUUCUGAUAAUUGCAAAAAAGUCAGUAUUGAAGAAAGUAUUGAAGAUUUCUACCAACUUGAAAAGAAGAGGUCACUUGAACUAUAAAACUAUAUAUUUUUGGACAAAGCCUGCUUGGAAAACCAGUCUUUUUGUGUAUGAUUUUGAUUUUGAGAGCUGAAAGACAAUAUACAAGAAAAAACAACUUUUUUAACAAAUUUUUGUUUUGUUUUUUUGACAAUAUUUUGAAGCCAGCCGUGCCUCACAUAAUUUCUAAACAUUUAUGGAAACAGUUUUGACACUACCCUAAAAGACUGCAUGCUUCUAAUACUUGAAAGUUAUUAGUAGUAAUAAUUAUAGGGUCGUGCGGGGGCUUGAGUAUGGCCAUGGUGAGCGGGGGAUGGGGUAACCCUAAUGGGGACACAAACGGACUUGGGGAGAAGUACCUGAGGAGGGAGGAAGAGGAUGGCUCACCUCAGGCCGGCAGCAGCGAUGUGGAUGUGGCCGAUGAAGAUAAGGCCUGCGUGGUGGACUGCGUGGUGUGUGGAGACAAGUCCAGUGGAAAACAUUAUGGAGUCUUCACAUGUGAGGGCUGCAAGAGCUUCUUCAAACGCAGCGUAAGGAGAAACCUCAACUACUCCUGCAGAUCAAACAGAGAAUGCCAAAUAGACCAACAUCACCGCAACCAGUGCCAAUACUGUCGACUGAAAAAGUGUUUCAGAGUGGGCAUGCGCAAAGAAGCGGUGCAGAGGGGCAGAGUCCCUCCCUCUCAUGCUGUGAUCAGCCCUGGGUCUCUGGGGGCCGGAGUGGGGGGUCCCGGCGUUGGUCACAUGGGGCCCGACUACUUCAAUGGUCAGCCGGUCUCAGAGCUCAUCUCCCAGCUCCUCCGUGCAGAGCCUUACCCCAGCGGACGGUUCAGUGCCCCCUACGGACAGGCGCAGAUGCAGGGGUCCGGGGGGGCUUCUGUCAUGGGCAUAGACAGUAUCUGUGAACUGGCAGCACGGCUUCUCUUCAGCACCAUCGAGUGGGCCAGAAAUAUACCAUACUUCCCUGAACUACCAGUGUCAGAGCAGGUGGCGCUGUUGAGGCUGAGCUGGAGUGAGUUGUUCAUCUUAAAUGCCGCUCAGUCCGCCCUGCCUUUGCACAUGGCGCCCCUGCUGGCCGCUGCGGGUUUCCACUCCUCACCCAUGUCUGCCGAGCGUGUGGUCUCCUUCAUGGACCAGGUCAGAGUGUUCCAGGAUCAGGUGGAAAAACUGAACCGACUCCAGGUGGACACGGCCGAGUACAGCUGCCUCAAGGCCAUCGCCCUCUUCUCACCUGAUGCGUGUGGUUUGACAGACCCCGCCCACGUGGAGUCCCUGCAGGAGAAGGCUCAGGUGGCUCUGACCGAGUACGAGAGGCUGCAGUACCCAAACCAGCCACAACGCUUCGGCCGGCUCCUACUGCGUUUACCUGCCCUCCGCGCUGUCCCCGCUAACCUCAUCUCACAGCUCUUCUUCAUGAGGCUCGUGGGGAAAACUCCCAUCGAGACUCUGAUUCGGGACAUGCAGCUGUCUGGGAGCUCCAUCAGCUGGCCCUACGUCCCCGGACAGUGAAGAGAAGGAGGCGCCAGAGCAGAGAUCAGACAAAGAGGAUUCACAACACAAUAAAAGAUUUGUAAUAUUAAACAAAGCAGACAAGAGUUAUGCAGGUGUUUCAGAAGCACUUUUUCAUUCUCUGUGAAAUUUAACCAUAGGGCCAAUUCAAACCCGUGGAAUAGAAAUUACUGAUAGUAGUAGGUAGGUAAAAAAACACAGAUUAAAGGUGCACAGUGUAACUUUUACAGUAGAAGGUUAAACUUUUGAGAAUGAACCCCAUCACAUUCUAGAAUCCGAAAAUAGCUUUGCCUUGAAUGUUCCACAGUAUGGCAUUAAAUGUAUCCAUCUCCAUAGUUAAAGUAGGUCACACCACCAGGCCAAGUUACAGGUCAGAUCCGUGGAGAGGUGACCCCAUUCACUGUAAAAAUGCAUGUUUUUCACCAUUUAUUUGAGCAACAGAACCACCCAAGCAAGAAAAGUUACACAGUGCACUUACAGUUUCCUUACUUUAAAAGGAAAAGGCAAGUCUAAUUUGGAUUUAAAUGUGCAAAAAACUAAAUUUAUCAGUGAUUUGGAAGAUAUAGGUGUGAAGGAAAAUACAACACCACUUAUAAACGAUUCUAGCUGGAGAUUUCUUAUUCUCAUUUCUAGAUACUGUAUAUUAGCAGCACUUGUAAGUCCUCUGUCUGAUCUCUGGUGCUCUGGACAAACAUAAAUACAGACUGUAAAAGGCUACAUGCCAUCUCUACCUCCUCCGACCCCCCCCUCUCUCUCUUUCCCCCUCUAUCUCUCUCUCCGUGUGGACCCAAGCCGAGUUUCACUGAAGCCAUAGCAGCCCUAUUUUCAGGCCUCUACAUUGUUUUAAAGCUUGUGGGACACAGACGACAGACUUUGUUACCAAAUGUAUUUCUGAAGACUGCAAAGGAUCAUUUUGCACAACAACACAUAGGCAAAAUAAUAAUUAGAAUAAUAAUAAUGUUGUAUUGCAAUGUAGAAGGCCCCAUGACCAGACUGGACCACCAAAACAUACCGUAUAGUAUUUCGCUCACGUCAGUACUGUUUGAACUAGAAAGAGACACGUAAAUCCCCAGAUAUUUAGUUUGGGCUGACCUACUGCUUAAAGAUGUACUAUGUAACUUUUCUGGUCCGCUACCUGCUUGUCUCCAUGGUGACAAGAUUGCACAUUAUAAUGAUAAAACUGAUCUCUCCUCAUGUAAAGGAGCGGGUGAUUCUACAUACUAAGGCCUAGUUACAGGUCAGAUCUGUAAAGAGGCAACUCCAAACAAGCAGGCAAAGUACAACAUCUCACCAGAAAAGUUACACAUUGCAGCUUUAAAGGACAGAUAUAAAGAAAAUACAGAUAUAAAGAGAAAAAAAGGACAGAUAUAAAGAAAAAAAUGUGAUGACACUGCUCCAUUAUUGUUAAAACACAACUGUGGAUGUCUAAAGAUUAUCUUUAUUUCAAUUUUUUUAAUGUUUUAAGCAGAGUAGUGUACAAUUUAAGCAGUAACUGUAAUUUGUUGUCAUUUCAAAUCACAAUUUUUCUACAUAUCGACCCAAAAAUAUCGCAAAGUGGAGUCUAAAAUAUUGCGAUCAUGAAGAAAACUUAUAUUUGUCUCUAGUUUUAACCUUCAUUUAGUCAUUCUACACUUUUUUUUUUAACAUAUCUAAUCUUUCAGAGUGAUCAAAAAUCAGGACAGUUGCCAUAGCGAUUAACUAUUUAAAACAAAAAUGUAUGCAUGCAACAAGAAUCUGAAGUAUGCAAUUUAGUUUCAAUACUAAACGUACGCUCAUAGCAUCUUCGCAUCAUCUUUGUGUAAAUUUUGUACUCUUAAAACUUGGCAUGCCUGACCACAAACCACUACGGAGUAUUACAGUGAAAGCGUAGUCUUACAGCGCCCCCCAGUGGUACGAGUGGAGAAAAAACACUUUGCAAGUUGAAUGUACAGCUGCUCCCGGACAGUUCCAUCCUGUCUGACUUUAUUACCUCAUAUUUUAUACAUGUUGAUUGUACAGAGAAUACUCAUGUGCUUAAGAUAGUAUAAAGGGAUCAAAGUAUUUUCAAAAAUGUCUCCAUGCUUUUAAAUGUGAAUAUCGGUUUUGAAGAAGCGGUACCCAAAGUUUGACCCAAAGUUAUUUUCAAAAAUUCUCAACAGUUUUAUAAAGAAAGCAUUUGACAUUUUUGUAAUUUUGUGGAUGCCUUUCAUAACAGAUUGUGAAUGUUUUUAAAGUUACGAGGUUGUGUGGUACAAUGUUAAAUUCUUAUACUUGAUUUUAUAUGCCAACAUUUGACUUUUGUUUUGUUAAAGCUGCUCUAUGUAACUUUUCUAUCUGUUGGAGAGUCUAGCGCUUGCCCGUUUCCAUGGAGACGUUAUUGCUUUGCCUAGAAUGUUCCACGGUAUUGCAUUAAACGUAUCAAUCUUGCAUUCUUACUGUGAUUGUGCUCGCCUCUCCUCAGACCUGACCUGUAUCUUGGGCUUGUUGUGUCACCCGCUUGUCUCCGUGUAUGUAUAAAAGAAUAAGAUCAUACUGUGGGACAUUCUAGGCAAAGCAAUCUCCUCGGAGACAAGAAAAGUUACAUAUUGGAGCUUUAAAUUGUAAAAACAACACUGGCUACGACCCCUUGCUGAUCGUGACAGCAUUUUCUCAGAGAAUUGUGUUAUUUGUCAAAUUAUUAACUUGAGUGAUUUGUCUGUGUUUCUUUGUGUUUUAUGAAAAUGCCAAACUUCAAAAAUGCAAAUUUGUUUGUAUUUCUGGACAUUUUUGAAUUUUGAGAAAUAAAAAUAUGCAGAUUU